This is a messenger RNA of Fragaria vesca subsp. vesca, 1544 nucleotides long. RefSeq names its product monoglyceride lipase-like. Gene Ontology annotation, molecular function: lipase activity. Bases 99 to 1259 code for a protein of 386 amino acids. The transcript has 6 exons. Gene Ontology annotation, cellular component: membrane. NCBI's taxonomy places the organism in Eukaryota, Viridiplantae, Streptophyta, Magnoliopsida, Rosales, Rosaceae. The record is from RefSeq and is a predicted model, not a curated record.
CUUUCCGCUGCCGUUUCGCUUCUAGAUUCUCCGGAAAAAACCGUUUCGGCCGUUACGCCGCCGUCAAUCUCUCUCUCUCUCUCUCUCCUCCGCGGCCCAUGUCGACGGCGGAGAUGGAGCAACUGACCUCGGGGGCCAGCAACCGCAUCAUCCCGCUCCUCAAGGCUCUGCGGGCCUCUCUCUUAUUCGUCCACACCGUCUUCCUCUCGCUCCUCCUCUUCGUCCUCCCCCGCCGCCGCCGCUGCCUCUCGGAGUCGCUCUCCGAUUCGGCCGCCAAGAAGCGGAAAUCGGCGUGGCGGAGAGAGGAGGAGGACACUUUCAGACGGCGAGCUUUGGCCGAGGGCCUUCACACCGGUGGUGACGGCGACGGAGACUGCCGGUUCCGUCGCGACACCUUCUUGUUCUACGGUGUGAGGCAGAGCGCUUUGUUCUGCCGCUCCUGGUUUCCGGUCUCCGGUAAUCCAAGGGGAAUUGUGAUCAUCAUACAUGGGCUGAAUGAACACAGCGGAAGAUAUGCUGAUUUCGCUAGGCAACUAACCUCAUGCAACUUUGGGGUGUAUGCAAUGGACUGGAUAGGUCAUGGUGGCAGUGAUGGAUUGCAUGGAUAUGUUCCUUCACUUGACCAUGUUGUUGCUGAUACUGGGGAUUUCUUGGAGAAGAUUAGAUUAGAGAACCCUGGAGUACCAUGCUUCCUCUUUGGUCACUCAACUGGGGGAGCUGUGGUUUUGAAGGCGUCCACCUAUGCUAAAAUUGAAGAAAUGGUGGAAGGUAUAAUACUGACCUCUCCUGCUUUGCGUGUUAAGCCGGCACAUCCAAUUGUUGGGGCUGUGGCUCCACUUAUUUCUCUGGUCGCUCCCAAGUUCCAGUUUAAAGGUGCAAACAAAAGGGGAAUUCCAGUAUCAAGAGAUCCUGCAGCACUGGUGGCCAAGUACUCCGAUCCCCUGGUCUAUACAGGGCCAAUAAGGGUCAGAACAGGCUACGAGAUAUUGCGUAUCUCUGCUCACUUGAUGCGAAACUUUAAGUUUGUGACUGUACCCUUCUUUGUUCUUCAUGGGACUGCUGAUAGAGUGACGGAUCCUCUUGCCUCCCAUGAUCUGUAUAAAGAGGCAGCGUCCGAGUUCAAAGACAUCAAGCUCUAUGAUGGAUUCUUGCACGACCUCCUCUUUGAGCCUGAACGUGAAGAGAUCGCGCAGGAUAUAAUCGAUUGGAUGGAGAAGCGAUUAGGUGCUGUCCCUGAAGAUGUUACCAUCUUUGCAUAAAUUAUUUGCUCCACCCCAUUCCGGCAAAACAAAAGAACUGGACAGUUUUGAAGCAGUUAGGACAUAUACAUGCAUGUCGUUUUAGAUGUGAAAAAUUGUUUCAAAUUGCGUGUGGUUUGCUUAUCAUCAUCAAAAGUUGUAUUUAACAGACUGAAAUGUUCAUAGGGUAUAGAUUGCAAUCGGCAAAAAUGGCUUCAUUUCAUCUUGGAGCCUUGCCGAUGUAAAGAUGGUGAUAGGUGUGUUUAGAAAAGUGAAUGCUCGUGAACAAUAAAUUUGAACUUGCUG